Messenger RNA from Loxodonta africana (African savanna elephant), 1365 nucleotides. Its product is annotated as kallikrein-12. The transcript has 3 exons. Gene Ontology annotation, molecular function: serine-type endopeptidase activity. Gene Ontology annotation, biological process: proteolysis. The record is from RefSeq and is a predicted model, not a curated record. NCBI's taxonomy places the organism in Eukaryota, Metazoa, Chordata, Mammalia, Proboscidea, Elephantidae. The coding region runs from base 904 to 1320 and encodes 138 amino acids. Gene Ontology annotation, cellular component: secretory granule.
UGGCCAGUGGACAAAAGGACAAGCAGGUAGGUAUAUAGAGAGAUAGCAGACAGGCUGACACACAGCAGAAACUCUGACAUCCACAUAGAGGAUCCAGCAGACAAAGAGACAAGGUGAGAAGGGGACAGACAGACACAAAGGAGAUGACACACGGGGGUGGGGAACGGGAGAGGAUGGGCUUCCCUGAAAAGGAGGAAGACAGGGCAGAGGUGGGAGGGACAGGGAAAGAGUGGAAGGUGGGUUGAUAGGGAAAACAGCCAUCUUCUGAGAACCUUCACCUUUCCUCCAGAUCUUGGUGGUAGCCCCACCAUGGGGUCCAGCAUCUUUUUGCUUCUAUGUCUUAUCGGUGAGUUCUCCCAGGGGUCUGGGGCUUGGUCCCACAAAGAGACCCUCAUCUCCCCAUCUCAGCUCUGGGUCCCAGCCUGGUUUUGAAGAGGGGAGGGAAGUCCCUCUGCCUCCAGCCCUUGGGGUCAUACUUAUCUUUGUCUCUUUAUAUUUGAUCCAUCUCUCUUUCUAUCUCUGUCAUUGUCUCGAAUUCCUGUGUCUCUGAAUCUAUUUCCCUCCUGUCCUUAAGCAUCUGCCUCUCUAGCUCUGUUUCUUUCUCCUCUUUUCUGUGUCUGUCUUGGUGUUUCGCUGUGUCAUUUUCUGUACAGCACUGAGUCUUUACAUCUCCCUGCCUCUGUCUUUCUCUUGCCUAUUUUUCUCUCUGCCUAGGGCUUUCUCUUCCUUGUUUCUCUCUCUUCCCUGUUUUCCUGUUGCCUGUUUCUCUAUCUUUCUCUCUCUCCAUCCUUCUGUGUCUAUCCCUGAGCCUUCUUAUCUCAAAUCCACAAUCUCUAUGUCCCUGACCCUAUCUUUCUGAUUUGUCCCCAGGACUCAGUCAGGUGGCCACACUUCAGAUUUACAAUGGUACCGAGUGUGUCCCUAACUCACAGCCUUGGCAGGUGGGCUUGUUUGAGGGCAACAGCCUGCGCUGUGGUGGUGUCCUCAUUGACCGCAGGUGGGUCCUCACAGCUGCUCACUGCAGUGGCAGACCCAUUCCCGGACCGGCUUCAGUGCCUCAACCUCUCCAUCGUCUCGGAUGCUGCCUGCCGUGCAGCGUACCCAGGGAGAAUCACAGACAACAUGGUGUGUGCCGGCGGCAUCCCCGGGGAGGACGCCUGCCAGGGUGACUCUGGGGGCCCCCUGGUAUGCGGAGGAGUCCUUCAGGGCCUGGUGUCCUGGGGGUCCGUGAGGCCUUGCGGGAAAAAAGGCAUUCCAGGAGUCUACACCAAGAUUUGCAAAUAUGUGGACUGGAUUCAGAAUAUCAUAAGGAACAACUGACCUGCUCAUUCCACCUCUACCCUCAGGUUGGGGGCCACUCAUCAA